AUGCCUGAUUCUAUUUAUCAUCCUCAAACCGAUUCUGCAGAGCUUCAGCUUGCAGAACGUGGUUACAAACAAGAACUUCCUCGAAAACUUUCCAUGAUGUCUAUUUUGGGUUUAUCUUUCGCCAUUAUGGCUGUGCCAUUUGGUAUUAGUACAACUAUGAGUAUCGGUCUCACAGAUGGCCAAUAUGUUACCAUCUUUUGGGGCUGGUUUGUUGUUUCUCUUAUUUCGAUUUGCAUUUCUGCUUCUCUUGCUGAAAUUUGCUCUGUAUUCCCCACAUCUGGCGGUGUAUACUAUUGGGCUGCUAUGAUCUCACCUAAAAAAUGGGCUCCACUUGCAUCUUGGGUCACUGGUUGGCUCACUCUUGUUGGAAACUGGACCGUUACAACCUCUAUUUGCUUUUCCGGAGGCCAGCUUAUUCUCUCUUCUAUUACCCUUUGGCGUGAAGAUUUCGCUCCCAAUUCCUGGCAAACUGUUUUAAUGUUUUGGGCUGUCAUGCUUGCUUGUGCAGUAGUAAAUUACUUUUUUUCCAAAUACCUCGAUCUUAUCAAUACUGCUUGCAUUUAUUGGACUGGCUCAUCGGUAAUCAUCAUUCUUGUUGUUCUUCUUGCCAUGGCUGAUACCAGAAAUUCCGGUAAAACGGUUUUCGCCCAUUAUGAUGCUUCCGCUUCUGGAUGGAGACCUUCUUGGGCUUUCUUUGUAGGUCUUUUGCAAGCUGCUUACACUCUCACUGGCUACGGUAUGGUUGCCUCAAUGUGUGAAGAAGUUCAAAACCCAGAACAUGAAGUCCCCAAGGGCAUGGUUUUAUCAGUUGCAGCUGCAGGCCUCACUGGAAUUAUUUACUUGCUUCCUGUUCUUUUUACUCUCCCCAUGGAUAAAAUUCAAUAUCUCCUUGAGGCCCCCGGUGGCAUGCCCAUUGGCAUUUUCUUCAAGCUUGUUACUGGCUCACCUGGUGGUGGCUUUGGUUUACUUUUCCUUCUUCUCGGAAUUCUUGCCUUUGCUGGAAUUGGUGCUUUGACUGCUGCUUCCCGUUGCACUUAUGCUUUUGCUCGUGACGGUGCCAUUCCAGGCUCCAAGUACUGGAAGCAUGUUGAUCAUCGCUUUGAAACUCCCUCUGGAGGGUUGGCUCUUUCUACAAUCAUUUGCUGCCUCUUGGGUCUUAUUUACUUUGGUUCUUCUGCUGCAUUCAAUGCCUUUACCGGUGUAGCAACCAUUUGUCUUUCUGCAUCUUAUGCUCUUCCCGUUUUUAUUUCUCUUGUGCAAAAACGUCAUGCUGUUGCAAACGCUCCUUUUAAAUUGGGAACUAUUCUUGGCUACUUUGUCAACAUUGUCACAGUCUGCUGGAUUCUACUUGCCACAGUUUUAUUCUGCAUGCCCACUGCAAUUCCAGUCACCAAGGAGACUAUGAAUUACGCCAGCGUUGUGUUUAUGGGCUUCUUCUCUAUCUCAGCAGCUUGGUACGUUGCUUGGGGUCGCAAGAACUUUCACGGCCCUCCAGAAAUUGCAAACGCAAUUAAGCAUGAAAUUCAUGAAUUUGAUGGCAUUAAUACUUUGGGUGAUUCUGAAAAACUUGAUGCUACCCAGGAAAAUGUGUAUGUUGUUGAGGGCUUAGCUCCGGAAGAAGAAGUCACACGUCACUUGUCAAAACAUUAA
Molecule: messenger RNA, 1650 nt
Organism: Magnusiomyces paraingens
Lineage: Eukaryota; Fungi; Ascomycota; Dipodascomycetes; Dipodascales; Dipodascaceae
Exons: 5
Coding region: 1-1650 (549 amino acids)
Biological process (GO): transmembrane transport
Cellular component (GO): membrane
Molecular function (GO): transmembrane transporter activity
Source: RefSeq, a predicted model, not a curated record